This is a messenger RNA of Solenopsis invicta (red fire ant), 2713 nucleotides long. RefSeq lists its product as uncharacterized. Bases 475 to 1257 code for a protein of 260 amino acids. NCBI's taxonomy places the organism in Eukaryota, Metazoa, Arthropoda, Insecta, Hymenoptera, Formicidae. The record is from RefSeq and is a predicted model, not a curated record. The transcript has a single exon.
UUUUUACCUCGGCCCCGUCCCGCCGCGAUGGCAGCUGUCUAGCGAGCUGAAAGAGAAAGAGGAGGAUGCAAGGACGAGAGGGGUUCGCGCGACGGUGUCGGAGAGAAGAUAGAAGAGGAUUAUCCACUCAUACAAGCGAGGUCGUGUCGUCACGUGCACCGGCAUAUCCGUCCGUUUAUGCGAGAGAGAUACCACCUCACCCCCUUCGUGUGAAGGAUGGCAUGGCUAGGAGGCUGAUGGCUCCUCGCUGGUAUAUAUCUGCCCGGAGACUUGGUCCUGAUGCCAGUUCUCUCUAGUCGAGGAUCAUCCAACUCGUGGGUGCGCGCGCAACUUUUCGUAUCUCCUCUCGGACUAGUCACUUCGAAUUUCGAGUCGCGUGCCUCUCGCGUGAUUUCGAGGAUACGAGGUGUCUCUGUGAUUUAGUCCCAAGUUGCCCGGCCAAGCGAUUCGCGAGUUGGAAAUAAGCCAUCCAGAAUGUCGGCGAUUAAGAUUAUAUCCAGGUGCGUGCUGCUGUUGUUAGUCUGCGGUGCAACUAUCCACGCCGAUGAGGACGGCGGAUUCCUCGAGCGAGGAUAUCGUGCCCUUUAUCGCGUCUACGAGGAGUGCGAGCAUCGCAACAUGGCUGUGUCUCCGUGUUUGAAGAAGAAGGCGAUCGCCUUCUUCGAGAGACUCGGUCGUAUACAGACUUUACCGAUCGGCGACAAUCUCGAGCUGGUCAAAGUCGCGUCCACGACGGACGAUAGUUCCAAGAGCACGGUCUCCGAUCUGGAGAAGACUCUGGCUAGAACUAACGGAGGGGCCAUGGAUGAAACGCUCAACGAUAUUCUGUUCGAGCGCGUAGCCACGCUAAUGAACAGUUUCAACGUGCAGAUCAGCUUACCAAAGACGAAUGCUGGCGAAUUGAAACGAAGUAUCGAGGAAGGCCGUGGCAAAAUGAAGAAGAUGAUGGGCAUGAUGAUGAUGGGAUUUGCGAUGAAACUCGCCGCGUUAGUUCCCAUUGCUAUGGGCGUGCUUUUCCUGUUGGCCGGUAAGGCGCUCAUCAUCAGCAAGAUCGCUUUGGUUCUCUCGCUCAUCAUCGGCUUGAAGAAGCUACUCAGUCAAAAGCAGGGUGGUCACGAUCACGGUGGCUGGCAGCAGGGCGGAGGUGGAUGGGACAGAAGUCUAAAGGGAGUCGUAGGCGCACCUCUAUCAUCGAUGACGGAAGCUGAACGCGAGUACGCUCACACCUUGGCUUACAGCGCGCGGCAGAAGCACUAAACGAUUCACAUGGCGAAAAGAAACAAUGGGAAAUCUUCAGGUAUUAGGAGGGAGCAACGCCUGUAUCCAAAGGAGCAGAUAAUACGCGAUUUCAGAGACAGUUCGAGUUAUCGAGAUAGAUUUGCUAAUUUAUCUUUUACACGUAAGACAAAUUUCAUCAUUCAUAAGACGUCGCAUUUAUGCGUACUGCAUAAAUGGUGUAGGAAACAAAAAAGUGUAAAGAUGAAAUAUAUCAGUGAUUUAAUGUUGGAAUAGAGCAAAAUGUGAAAAAAAUACAAAAAUGCAAAAGUUUUACAAUUAAAAGUUAUUAAAAGUAGAAGAUUCAAAUGGACGAGCUGUCUUAUUCGUGUGAAUACUUACAAGUCUGAUCACUUUUUGAAUAAUCAUCGAUAUGAUAAUAAUCGUAUCGUAUAAUUUCUCGUCUCUUCAAUUAACAGUUUUAUGAAUGAUGUAGCUAUUUCAUACGAUAAUGUAUAAUAGCAAUGUUUUAUUAUUAUAUUUGUGGUGCAAAAAAGAAGCUAUCUUGACAAUUUUUUGUAAAGUGGAAAAAAAAAUUGCGCAAUGCUGGAAUGUAAAUAAUUGUGUCAAAAAAUAGUAAAACGAAAGAAGUUGCAACGACAAGUGUUUGCAUUUCAACUGCCAACUGUCUUAGCAAAUAAUCCAACGAAAUGAUAACGAGACUGUAAUAUUCACGCACGCGAAUUUCUAACGGUGCUGGUUCGAAGUUUUUGUCGGCAAUCGGAACGCGAUUAAUCUCGUAGUCGAGCGAAAAGAUGACAGACUUCAUUCUUUGAUUAGCCGAAUUUGCAGUCGUUUCUCAGUACACUUGCGAUAUUUAUAUUUAUUUUUAUAGUACCGCACUAAGGUAGGCGGCAAAAUAUAUAUAUAUAUAUAUUUAUUUUAGAUUUAUUAAUAACCUUAGAAAGAGAGAAAGAGAGAGAGAAAGAGAGUUCAGAAUGUGUAGCUUGCGACAAGUACUUACACAAGUAUCAAUAUUUACGUUACUAAAAUCGUGUGUUCAGUAGAGUAAGCGUGACGACUAAAACACUUGAGUAUUAAAAUGUAGCGAAUAAUAAAUACUAAUUCCAUCUGUCAACAUUUAUUGUAAUGAUUAACUCAUAUAGAUAUAUUACAUUUUAAGAAACGUAGCAUUUAUUUCGUAAUGAUCGUAAUACACGCAGAUUGUUUCGCGUAGCUUUUUCUUCUUGUGGUUUCUAAGACAUGAAAAGUAAUUUGACUUAAUGUAUUUACAAAACGUACACUUGACGACGCGACGCAUUCUAUGAGAUGUAUACGAGAUGUAUACGUUUGACUCCGAGAAGCGAUUAUAAAUUCGGCCUCGAGUGUUACUUUGUGCACACAGGCGUUCAAUACUUUCUCAAAGAUAACCGCGAUUAGUUAUACAAGUUUAACCUGAUUGUAAAUUAUUACGAAAUAAAGUUGUAUGUCAUUCUCA